AUGGGACGAGCAAGAAUACACAAGUUGUUUGUCUUAGUAUUGUGCUGUUUAAGCAACACUGACUGUUUGCCUGAUUUGGAAUAUAUCUAUAACCAGUAUGCUGCGACAUGUGGCUUUCAGUUUUGUAAUGGAACCAGUUUAUCGCUGCCAUAUUAUGAUAGAGAUUUAACAGACAUGUAUUCGGUAUGUCCAACAUGUAGUUGCGAUAGAUGUCGUCUUAACGAAAAUUGCUGCCCAGACUUAGCAUUACCUAAAUAUAAGGAAAUUUGUAAAAAUGAUGUUAUAUAUCACCCGAAAAAUCUGCUCUCAAAAUAUUAUUAUUCAAUGAUCGAAACAUGUCCCAAUGGCACCGAUAAGAAACUGAUUCAACUGUGCGAAGCUGACACAAAACUUGCUUCUGAUCUUUCAUUGGUUCCGGUAAUAAGUGUAACAAAUACAACCUAUAGGAAUAUUCAUUGUGCUUUGUGUCAUAAUGAAACAAACACCGAGUCAUGGACAGUAGAUAUCAAUUGUAUAGAAUUUGCAGAUUUUAAUUUCUUAUCAAGUUUCGAGGAAAUAACAGAUAUGGUUAUAGAAAAGAAAUGUACCGUUCGUUAUGUCCAAAAAAACGUUCAUUACAAGGCUCAGGAAUGCCAACCAAUAAGCGAAGAGCUGAUUGGUAGAUGUAAUAUAACUGGUACCUGGCAAAACUAUGAUUAUGAUAUUGAUUGGGCUUGCAAUUCAUUUCAACUUCCGUUCGAUAUUUAUAAAAGCGUGUUUUGCCUUAUUUGUAAUCCUCCGCGGAAAUCUAAUUCCACCGUCAUUUCAUCUUGCAUUGAGAGUGACGAGAGACUAUUUAAAUCUAAAGCCCUGGACGAAGCAUGCAUGGUUUAUAAUACAACUGGCGUGACAAUCCCAUUUAAAAAUGCUUUUUGUUACUUGUGUAAUAGACAAAAUGAUUUGUAUCAAUAUGCUGAUAUCAAAGGAGAUGUAUCAUUUAUGUUUGAUAAAAAUAAUGAACAAAUAAUAUACAAAAUAGUUAAUGCAGAUUUCAAUCCUGAUUUCUUAGGAAAUUAUCUAACACGUUACAUCAAUAGAUCUGGUAUCCAUUUGAAUGCCGGGGAAAAACUAGCUUCUUCACUUCUGUAUUACGACAAUGACCGGCAAGUCAAUAUGUCUAGUUUGAUGUCCCUUUAUUCCCAAUCAUAUGGCCCCGAACUUUGCGGAAUCUACAAUUUCAAUCGAGAACACUUAAUCGGUAACCGGUCAUUGCAGUGCUCGUGUUUUGCCAACUGUUCAUUGAAUAGAGAUUGUUGUAUAGAUUAUGAACUUGAGCAGCACUUGGAGUGUUCCGGAGGAAAUGUUAUUUCAAGUAUGUGUCGUUAUGCUGACCAAGGAAUGAAUGCGUACUGCUAUGAGCGCGGCGAGUUGAUGUAUGAUCUCCCAGUGAGCAAAAGUGGCUCGAAAAGUCAUUUCGGAAAUAUAUUUUGUGCAAUGUGUGCAGACGAUUCGCUUAACAUGCAACCUUUCAAUGUUAUGACAGUUGCACGAUUUUUUCAACCAUGGGAUAUAGAAAUUAAUUGUUUAGCCACGAAUUCAUUGCCGACUUAUUUUCAAUUCUUCGUAACUUCAAUCUUAGAAGUUGCUCACCAGAGAAACUGUGGUGUUAGAUAUAACCCAAAUCAAAGAAAUCGAGUGUUUUGUGAUGACACAGAAAAGACAAUAAAAUCUUGCAAUAUUUCAGGUACAUGGCCUCGGUUUGAUGAAGAUGUCGCCUGGGCGUGUGAGAAACUGAAUACUACGUAUCUCAAAAGUUAUAGAGGUUAUAAGAAUAUAUUCUGUACACUUUGUAAUCCUGAUUUAGGAUUCCAAACAUCCACUUCAACUACACCAACUGAAGCAACAACCCCUUCUCAUCGUGAAAAUAUAGCCUGUACAUCAUGUUCUUACGCGGGAGGAGUUGCAACUACAUUCAGGACUUUGUUUCUUAUACCCACAGAUACGGAGGUGACAAUUACCGAGUGUAAAUAUGGCCAAGUAUUAGAUAAACUUAAUAACAAAUGUAGAAACGUAACUUGUUCACCGGGAUAUGUCCUUGGCAAUGCUUCUUGUACCCCAUUGCUGCUGAUAACUAAUCAACUGGGCUAUAUAUUACCUAUGAGAAUAGAAUGCAUUACAAAUCUUGUGGCACAUAAUAAAAUUUUAGAAGACAUUGAAAAGGAAAUAGAAGAAUUCAUUAAGAAUUACCUAACUGUUGAGAAGGAUUUAGAUGUGGUUUCGUCGAACAUGGUUACAAACAUUUCUUGUGACACCAACGAAACAGCAGGAGUAGAAAUAUUGGCAAAUGUAGAAUUCUUCAUCGAAGAAAGUGUAUUUAGAAAAGACAUUGAAACCAAGCUUAUUCAUCUAAGUGAAGAAAUGGUUAACAUCUCUAAGGAUGAUUUUCAUAUCAGUCUCAAUGUGAGUUUAGAUCAGAGGGCAAGGAAUACAAAGGCAAUGAUAAACAACGCUGCACAGUUUACUGGGAUGUGUUAUUUAUCAAAACCUGAUUUAAAACAAAGACGGUCACACAAAUUUUUUACUUUUAGUCACGUGUCUAAGCUCCUUUUAUGUCAACAAGUAGACCUGAAAAAAGAAGAAAUAAUUAUAGAUUCAACAGCGUCUUCAUUCAUCAUGUUAAAGUCGACUAAUAUAAAAAUACAGCAAGGGAUGUUCAAACUCACAGCAAGUGGGGGAGCAAGAAUAUGCGUAGAUACAAUGAAAUUGCUUAGAAAACCAGAAGUAGGCAUUAAUUACAUAGUCAAUACUGUAACGGCCAUUGCCUCUGUCAUAUCCAUGAUAUGUCUCUUUUUGACCUUUGUCACUUAUUGUAUAUUUCCUAAUUUAAGAUCCAUUCCAGGUAAAAAUAACAUGUCACUCGUUUUUUCAUUUUUCUUUUUACAAGCAGUUUUUACUUUCGGAGCUAGAAAAACUGACCAUGAUGUUUUCUGUAAAGUUUUUGGUAUAAUUCUUCAUUUCUUCCUUUUAAGUUCUUUCGCCUGUUUAAGCGUUUGUACCUUUCAUAUGUUCAGGGCAUUCAGUACUAUUAACACAACACAUGACGCACACCACGAGAAACGAACUAUGCUGCUGUAUAUUUUAUAUUCCUAUUGUACACCAGUUUUUAUCAUAGUCAUAAAUAUAACCGUUACAUUAUCACAGUAUAACGACACAGGAUAUGGAAAAAGGGAGACAAUCUGUUUCCUCAAAAAUGCAAAUUCAGUAAUAGUGUGUCUGAUAGUUCCUGUGGCAGUAAUUUGUGGUUGCAACAUAAUAUUUUUUCUCAUGACAAUGCGCAAAAUAAGCAUGACACCAAAAAUGGAAAGAUCAAGCACCAACAAAGCUACCCGUCACAACAGCGUCAUUUACAUCAAGCUAUUUAGUUUGACAGGUAUAACCUGGGUUCUGCAGAUCAUUGAUGGUUUCCUGCCAAUGACGCACCUAUCUAUAAUUAUAUCUUUAUUCAAUGCUCUACAAGGUGUGUACAUAUUUCUAUCAUAUAUAUGUAACUCCCGUGUAGCGAACAUGUACAGGAAUCUCUUUAUGAGGUACACAGAAGAUCAUGAUUCAAAUGCUACAAAGAAUACUAACAUUUCAACUUUUGCAACAGAAAAACAUUUGAAAUAUCUACCUAAUUCUGGUUCUGCCUCAGAAAAUACAGUGCUGUGA
Mytilus trossulus (common blue mussel) is the source of this 3687-nucleotide messenger RNA. RefSeq lists its product as uncharacterized. Gene Ontology annotation, cellular component: membrane. Lineage: Eukaryota; Metazoa; Mollusca; Bivalvia; Mytilida; Mytilidae. Gene Ontology annotation, molecular function: G protein-coupled receptor activity. The transcript has 3 exons. Gene Ontology annotation, biological process: G protein-coupled receptor signaling pathway; cell surface receptor signaling pathway. Bases 1 to 3687 code for a protein of 1228 amino acids. The record is from RefSeq and is a predicted model, not a curated record.